This is a messenger RNA of Drosophila rhopaloa, 835 nucleotides long. RefSeq names its product GILT-like protein 3 (gene GILT3). Lineage: Eukaryota; Metazoa; Arthropoda; Insecta; Diptera; Drosophilidae. The record is from RefSeq and is a predicted model, not a curated record. The coding region runs from base 76 to 768 and encodes 230 amino acids. Gene Ontology annotation, molecular function: oxidoreductase activity, acting on a sulfur group of donors, disulfide as acceptor. The transcript has 3 exons.
GUGAAAUGGGCAAAUCGAAAAGAGCAGUUGUGUUUGGUUUGUGAGGCUGCCAAGAGCGAAAACAGAACGCGGACGAUGAAUAAAAUAUUUGGAUUUUUAUUGUGUGCCCUGUGCCUUGUGUUUGUUCGGCCCACGUCCGGAAAUGGCCAAUCCACGGAAAGGGUCACCAAGGUGACCCCAACAGCAACACCCGAUCCACCAGGCAAACUCCUGGUGGCCAUCCAUUAUGAGACACUGUGCCCGGACAGCGUCUUCUUCAUCCGUCGACGACUAUACGAUGCCCUGGUGGACAACAACUGGUGGCCCGUCACCGAUCUCAAGCUAUAUCCCUUUGGCAAGGCAUCGUUCUACAACAAUACAUCCAAAGGUGAAAUGCAGGUAUUCUGCCAGCAUGGCGAAGAUGAGUGUGAGCUGAAUGCCCUGCAUGCCUGCAUUAUUGAGACCCUGGAUGUUCGGAGGGCCUUCAAUUUGAUAUUUUGCAUGCUGCGAUCCUAUUCGAAUCAAUUGGACGAAUGUGCCAGGAGCAUGCGUCUGGAUGUGAGCAAGGUCAGGGAGUGCAAAAGUUCGCGCAAGACCGCCGAUAUCCUGGCACCCUACGGCAGGGAAACCCUCAAACUGGGACUCUCCUUUGUGCCCAGCAUUGUGUUCGAGAAUGACUUUGAUCCCUACGGGCAGAGCAGCAUUCGCUACCACUUCGACAGGCACUUCUGUAAACAGUAUUUGAAGAAGUUCAACAUUACACUGCCCACUUGUGCCGCAAUCUUAUAAAGUAAAUGCAAUAUGAUGAGUAAUGUUUUUUAAUGUGCCAAAACCAAUAAAUUUUAAUUACACUCCA